Lolium perenne is the source of this 4093-nucleotide messenger RNA. RefSeq lists its product as uncharacterized. Gene Ontology annotation, molecular function: ATP binding; protein kinase activity; protein binding. NCBI's taxonomy places the organism in Eukaryota, Viridiplantae, Streptophyta, Magnoliopsida, Poales, Poaceae. The record is from RefSeq and is a predicted model, not a curated record. Gene Ontology annotation, biological process: protein phosphorylation.
CCACCCACCUCGCCCUGCCCGCCCAUGGCCGACUGUCGCACUGGGUGGGAAAGGAGGUCCAUGGCACUCUGUUUCUUGCCACAAGUCUAGUGCGUGCCUUGCUGUGCUGCCCGAGGCCCUCCCAGCUCCUGGGUUUGUUUCUUCCACUGGUGUUUGUCAGUCUGCUGCAAUGGCGACCAUGGCGCGGUUCUUGCUCCUGGUGGCCCUCUUUGCUGCCGUGGGCUCGGCUGUGACAGCGGCGGAGCAAAUGGAGAGUAGUAGCCCGGAGGCGGAGGCGCUGCGGGAGUUCAAGAGCGCGCUGGUGGGCAUCGACGGGCGCCUGCCGAGUUGGGACGACGCGGCGGGUGGCGACGGGCCGUGCCAGUGGCCUGGCAUUACCUGCUCCGCCGCACGCGAGAUCACGGGCGUCACGCUCCACGGGCUCGGCCUCAGUGGCGCGCUCUCCGCCGCCGUCUGCGCGCUCCCGCGCCUCGGCGUCCUCAACGUGUCCAAGAACGCGCUGUCCGGCCCAGUCCCCGCGGGGCUCGCCGCGUGCCGCGCGCUCGAGGUGCUCGACCUCAGCACCAACUCCUUCCACGGCGCCAUCCCGCAAGAGCUCUGCGGCUUCCCGUACCUCCGCCGCCUCUUCCUCAGCGAGAACCUCCUCUUCGGGGAGAUCCCCGCCGGCAUCGGCAACCUCACCGCCCUCGAGGAGCUCGUCAUCUACAGCAACAACCUCACCGGCGGGAUCCCAGCGUCCGUCCGCGCGCUCCAGCGCCUCCGCAUCGUCCGCGCGGGGCUCAACGACCUCUCCGGCCCGAUCCCCGUCGAGAUCAGCGAGUGCGCCAGACUCGAGGUGCUCGGGCUCGCGCAGAACAGCCUCGCCGGGCCGCUGCCCCGCCAGCUCUGCCGGCUCAAGAACCUCACCACAUUGAUCCUCUGGCAGAACGCCCUCACCGGCGACAUCCCGCCGGAGCUCGGGAACUGCACGAGCCUCGAGAUGCUCGCCUUGAACGACAACGCCUUCACCGGCGGCGUCCCGAGGGAGCUCGGCGCGCUCUCUAUGCUCCACAAGCUCUACAUUUACCGGAACCAGCUCGACGGCACCAUCCCAAAGGAGCUUGGGAGCUUGCAGAGUGCUGUGGAGAUUGACCUGUCGGAGAACAAGCUCGCUGGAAUCAUCCCCCGUGAGCUUGGGAACAUACAGACCCUCCGGCUGCUCCACCUCUUCGAGAACCGCCUGCAAGGUGGCAUCCCGCCGGAGCUCGGCCAGCUGAGUGUCAUAAGAAGAAUAGACCUGUCCAUCAACAACCUCACCGGCGCAAUUCCCAUGGAGUUUCAGAACCUCACUGGCUUGGAGUACCUGCAGCUGUUCGACAACCAAAUCCAUGGUGCCAUCCCUCCUUUGCUGGGAGCCAGCAGCGCACUCUCGGUGCUCGACUUGUCGGACAACCGGUUGACGGGUACCAUCCCCCCUCACCUCUGCAGGUACCAGAAGCUCAUCUUCUUGAGCCUGGGGUCGAACCGUCUCAUCGGUAAUAUCCCUCCGGGUGUCAAGGCUUGUAAGACCCUGACGCAGCUCCGGUUGGGAGGCAACAUGCUAACUGGGAGCCUGCCCGUCGAGCUGUCACUGAUGCAGAAUCUCUCGGCGCUUGAGAUGAACCAGAACCGGUUCUCUGGCCCGAUACCGCCUGAGAUCGGCAAGUUCAGGAGCAUAGAGAGGCUGAUCUUGUCGGAUAAUUACUUUGUCGGACAGAUGCCUGCUGGCAUUGGCAACCUGACGGAGCUUGUCGCCUUCAAUAUAUCAUCGAACCAGCUCAACGGACCGAUUCCCCGGGAGCUGGGAAGGUGUACAAAGUUGCAGAGGCUUGAUCUCAGCAGAAACUCCUUCACCGGCCUCAUUCCUCAGGAGCUCGGCACAUUAGUGAACCUGGAGCAGCUGAAGCUAUCUGACAAUAGUCUGAAUGGUACCAUUCCAAGAAGUUUUGGAGGCCUUGCCCGGCUCACAGAGCUGCAGAUGGGAGGCAACUUCCUGUCUGGUCAUGUGCCGGUUGAGCUUGGCAAACUCAAUACCCUCCAGAUUGCUCUAAAUGUCAGCUACAACAUGCUAUCUGGGGAGAUCCCAACUCAACUAGGGAACUUGCGCAUGCUGGAGUACCUGUUCUUGAACAACAAUGAGCUUGAAGGAGAGGUCCCUUCUUCAUUCAGUGAACUCUCAAGCCUUAUGGAGUGCAACCUUUCUUACAAUAAUCUUGUUGGGUCACUUCCCAGCACUACGCUGUUUGAGCACCUGGACAGCAGCAACUUCCUUGGGAAUGAUGGUCUCUGUGGUAUCAAAGGCAGAGCUUGUCCAGCUUCGUCAAAGUCAUCCUAUGCAAGCAGGGAAGCAGCAGCGCGGAAGAAGCGGUUUCUCAGAGAGAAGAUCAUCAGCAUUGCCUCCAUCGUCAUCAUAUUAGUUUCGUUGGUGCUGAUUGCAGUUGUUUGUUGGCUUUUAAAAUCCAAGAUACCGAAGCUUGUAUCCAGUGAGGAGCGCAAGGCUGGGUUCUCUGGUCCUCACUACUUUCUCAAGGAGCGAAUAACCUAUCCGGAGCUUUUGAAAGCGACCGAGAGCUUCUCAGAGAGUGCUGUCAUUGGAAGGGGUGCUUGUGGUAUAGUUUAUAAGGCUGUCAUGCCUGAUGGUCGGCGAAUUGCAGUUAAGAUGCUCAAAUGUCAGGGAGAAGGCUCCAAUGUAGACAAAAGCUUUCGAGCCGAGAUAACUACCCUUGCAAAUGUCAGGCACCGCAACAUCGUCAAACUAUAUGGUUUCUGCUCCAACCAGGACUCCAACCUUAUACUGUAUGAGUACAUGGAAAAUGGUAGCCUUGGAGAGUUGCUUCACGGUAGCAAGGACGCGUACCUGCUGGACUGGGACACCAGGUAUCGUGUCGCCUUUGGGGCUGCUGAAGGCCUACGAUAUCUUCACAGUGAUUGCAAACCAAAGGUGAUUCACCGUGACAUUAAGUCCAAUAAUAUACUGCUCGAUGACAUGAUGGAGGCUCAUGUGGGAGACUUCGGUUUGGCAAAAAUUAUUGACAUUUCCAACAGCAGAACAAUGUCCGCUGUAGCUGGUUCAUAUGGUUACAUUGCCCCAGAGUAUGCUUUCACCAUGAAGGUUACUGAAAAGUGCGAUAUCUACAGUUUCGGGGUGGUUUUGUUGGAACUAGUGACCGGGCAAUGUGCAAUUCAGCCUCUUGAGAAAGGAGGAGAUCUUGUCAAUUUGGUGAGGCGGACAAUGAAUAGCACGGCACCAAAUUCGGAAGUUUUCGACAACAGACUCAAUCUGCACUCAAAGAGGGUUGUGGAAGAAAUGACUCUGGUACUGAAGAUUGCAUUGUUCUGCACCAGUGAAUCACCAUUAGAUAGGCCUAGCAUGCGAGAAGUGAUAUCCAUGUUGAUCGAUGCUCGAGCCUCCUCUUGUGAUUCAUUCUCAUCUCCAGCAUCGGAGCCAGCUACCGAAGAUGAUUCUCCUUUAAAGGUUUAGAGGCAAACAUCUUCAAGCUUUUACCACUCAUCUAUCCAGGGAGUAUUCAAUGAUUAAGUUGAUAGCUGAAGACCAUUUAGUGUAUGUCCUGAGCUUCUGGAAGCCGUCUCUUUACAUGGCUUCCCGAUGAAAAAGGACAUCAUCUUUCUGAUUUCUGAGCAAGAUAAAGUCCCCAGGCAGGUGGGCAAUCUCUGGAUUUAACCACUGGUUGAAGCAUUUGAGGUUGAAUAUUCUGACUUCAGCUACAGCUCUUCCAGUGGAGGCAAAUAAUUCAAGCUGUUCAUGGGACUCCCCAGGAUAGGUAGAUAGGUUCAGGUCUGAAAGUUAAACAGAUCCACUGGCCUAAGGAUGAUACAGUAGGAUUAGCACUGCAUUGCACAUAUUGCCAUAUGGUACGCGCUUCAGAAUACUAAUGAUAGCAACUGGUCAAGAUUCUGAACUAACUGAAGAUAGCUCGCUUGCCUUUUAUGGUACGCGCUUCAGAAUACUAAUGAUAGCUGUAAUGUAGACUGUAAAAGGGAAUACAUUACUCUUUUUUUGAAUGGUAUGUAUUCUCCGUAUAUAAUUAACAUGGAGAAUCUCACUAUUUAGGCA